AGUUAUUGCUGCGCUUGCGCGUUAGUGCAAAUUCAUGAACUUCAUCACAGCCAAGUAAUAGGAGAAUAGAUCCAUCUUUUGCGGAGUUGAAUAUAUUUAUACAUCCAAUUAUUUUUUUAAAAAUAUUAUUGUUGGAAAUAAAAAUUUAUCUUUGAAAAAUUAAAAAAAAUCAGUUUCAAUUUGUGGCUUAAUAAAUAAGCAGGUAAAAAAUAAACAUUUUUAAGUAGAUUAAAACAACAAACAAUGACAGAAAAAGAACAUAUAGUGUGUGGACCACCAAGUUUUGACAUACCAAAAAUAUCAUACGGACAAUAUAUACUAAACCAAUUACGUCAAGCCUCACUCCGUGUUGUUCAGGUUGACGCAAAAACAGGACAAGUAUUGACAAAUUAUGAAUUACUUAAAAAAAGUAUUUUGCUAUCAAAAUAUUUAGAAGAAAAAGCCGUCAAAGUUGGUGAUACGAUCGCAAUAUCAAGUGAAAAUAUUCUGAAUUAUUUUAUAGCAGUAUGUGCAACUAUUUAUCGAGGUGCUACUGUCACACUAGUGAAUCCUGAUUAUGUUGAAGAUGAAAUAAAACGCUGCUGUAAUAUAUCACAUCCACGUAUUAUUUUCGUAUCACAAAAAACUCAGGAUAGAGUUUCACAAGUUAUAAAAUUCUUACCAUGGAAUAUUGAAUUAAUUCAAUUAGAAAAUAUUUUUAUUAAGAAUAAUAAUAAUAUUGAAACAGUCGAUAAUAUAAUAUCAAAUAUAAAUUCAGAUUAUAAUUGUGAUUUUUACCAUUAUUAUGAACCAGAAAAAAUAUCAGUGCCGAAAGAACAGGAAAUCGUUAUUCUCUAUUCAAGUGGAACUACUGGAUUGCCAAAAGGUGUUAUGCUAUCUCAUUACAAUGCCCUGACAAUUUCAUAUACUCUUAGAUCACCACAAUUCCGUGAGUUUCAAGAUAAGUCAAUAGAUUUGAUAUUUUUACCGUUUUACCAUGGCUAUGGAUUCGCAAUGAUGAUGUCAAUUCUAACAAUGGGUACUACCGCAGUAGUAAUGAAAUCGUUCAGUCCAGAAUUAUUUUGCGAAGCUAUUGACAAGUAUAAAGUAAAUACUUUGCCAUUGGUUCCACCAACAAUGAUAUUUUUAGCAAAAAGUCCGAUUAUAAGUAAAUACAAUUUCAGUUCACUGAAAGAAAUUAUAUGUGGUGCUGCUCCAUUAUCACAGGAAGUACGUGAAGCAGUAAGAAACCGUUUUCCAUCAGCAAAUAUACGGACAGGAUACGGGAUGACUGAGUUAUCAGUAGCAAUAUGUCUUAGUGAUCGUGACAGUACGAAAUCCGAGACAAUUGGUAAUCUAACGUCUGGUAUAUGUUGCAAAGUUAUUGAUCCAGAGACAUCAAAGUCUUUGAAGGCGUAUGAAACGGGUGAGUUGUGUUUCAAGGGUGAUCAUGUCAUGUUAGGGUAUAGAGAUGAUCCUGAGGCAACUGGUCAAACGAUUGACCAUAAUGGCUGGCUACACACUGGUGAUUUAGGUUAUUUCGACCACGAUGGUGAUUUAUUUAUUGUCGGUAGACUGAAAGAAUUGAUUAAAUACAAAGGUUAUCAAAUUGCUCCAGCUGAAAUUGAAAAUAUACUACUGUCACAUCCAGAUGUUAAUGAUGCGGCUGUUAUUGGUAAAUAUGACGAUACUGGUAAUCAGAUUCCGGUUGCUUACGUUGUUAAAAAAUUACACUCUAAUAUAACAUCACAGCAAUUACGUAAAUUUGUUGAUGAUAAAGUCUCAAUGCAAAAACAUUUACGCGGUGGAAUUAAAUUUAUUGAUGUGAUACCAAAGAGUUCAGCUGGAAAAAUACUUCGUCAUCAACUCGAAUUGAUUUCCAAACUUUAACUACAAAACUGCUUCUGUAUUUUUUUCAGUUAAAAAAAAAAUAAUACAGUAAGUUCUUGAUGGUUUCUAUCAAUAAAAGUAUUUUUUGCGAUUUUACAAUGAAUAUCGCAUUGUUUUAACUUUCCUUUUAACUUUUUUUUUGUAAAACAUAACUUAAAAAAAAUGUGUUAAUCGAUAGUGUGAGUUGAUUGUUUAAUGGAUUGUUUAGAGACGUUCGAAAAUAAAAUUUUGAUAAAUAUUAAAUACAUUAGUAAUGAUUGGGGGUGGGAAUAGACCUUACGUAAAAUAUACUAAUGAAAAAAAUGAAAGGAAAAGAAAAGUUUGAGAAAUUUAUUAGUGAUUUUCGAAAAGCUGUAACAUUGUGAAAAAUAAUCUGUCGGUAUAACUUCGGUAUAACUUGUUCAAAAAAAUACCUUAAUUAACAUUAUGGAUAAGUAUAAUUUGGGUAUACUUUUAGAAUUCUACUGAAAACAUACUAAAAUGAUACUCAAGUACCAGGUAUGUUUUAGAUAUUUUUUCGGUGUAACCAAAUUCGCUAGGGAUUAAAAGGAAUUAGUUAGAAUUAAACUUUUUCCAAUCCUCUUUUAUCCUAUUGAAUCCUCCGCGAGAACAGAAAUUGAAUAUUAUUUUAGAAUUUGAAAGGAUAAGUUAAGAUUGAACUUUUUGAAUCCUGUUUUAUUCUCUUGGAUCCUCCGCGAGAACAGAAAUAGAAUAUUACUCUGGAAUUGAAAAGAAUAAGUUAGAAUUAAACUUUUUUAAAUCCUCUUUUAUUCUCUUGAAUCCUCCGCGAGAACAGAAAUGGAAUAUUACUUUGGAAUUAAAAAGAAUAAGUUAGAAUUAAACUUUUUUGAAUCCUCUUUUAUUCUCUUGAAUCCUCCGCGAGAACGGAAAUUCAAAGUUAUUUUAGAAUUAAAAAGAAUUAGUUAGAAUUAAACUUUUUUGAAUCCUCCCUCGCAGAUUUGAAUCACGGUGGGA
Messenger RNA from Microplitis mediator, 2844 nucleotides. RefSeq lists its product as uncharacterized. Gene Ontology annotation, biological process: fatty-acyl-CoA biosynthetic process; long-chain fatty acid metabolic process. Bases 244 to 1869 code for a protein of 541 amino acids. Gene Ontology annotation, molecular function: long-chain fatty acid-CoA ligase activity. Lineage: Eukaryota; Metazoa; Arthropoda; Insecta; Hymenoptera; Braconidae. The transcript has 7 exons. The record is from RefSeq and is a predicted model, not a curated record.